Molecule: messenger RNA, 5329 nt
Organism: Acanthochromis polyacanthus (spiny chromis)
Lineage: Eukaryota; Metazoa; Chordata; Actinopteri; Pomacentridae
Product: dual specificity protein phosphatase 26
Exons: 4
Coding region: 401-1003 (200 amino acids)
Biological process (GO): negative regulation of MAPK cascade; protein dephosphorylation
Cellular component (GO): cytoplasm
Molecular function (GO): protein tyrosine/serine/threonine phosphatase activity; MAP kinase phosphatase activity
Source: RefSeq, a predicted model, not a curated record
UCUGACCUGCAGAUGGAGUCAAACACCGCAAAGACUCAACUGCAGACCUCCAUUAACAAUAAAUAUACAAAUAAGCUCCAUCGCUGGAGCAGAACACACUGGAACAUCCCCCUCAGAAGAAGCGGAGGAGCCGUUUGUGGUCCGGGAGAGAACAGCAUCCCCCCGGAUGUGUCUCUGAAACGGGAGCAGAGUCGAGCUGCGGCUGGAGGAGGACUUGUUGAGAGGAUGGAGAUGCGGCUGCAGUAGGUGAACAUGUCGGCUGGAUGCUGAGCAGCAGCAUCAGCAGCAUCUGGCUCCUCAUCCCUCCGUCCUCCACAGCUGAUACAUGAGGCAACAUGGCCGCAGAGCAGAGCACCCUGCACAAACACUGAUCCACGGAAGAAACCCCAACACAGACUAGAUGGCGUUCAUGUCCAGGUUCUCUCGGUCCCGGAGCAGCUCCAGGUCUCCGAACCGAAAAGAUUCGGAACGCGCCUCCCCGAUCUUGAGCGUGUCGGAGCUGGAGAGGCUGCUGUACACCGGCAAGACGGCCUGCAACCAUGCGGACGAAGUGUGGCCGAGGCUCUACAUCGGAGACCAAGACAUUGCAUCAGAUCGCCGUGAGCUUGCCAAACUUGGCAUCACACACAUCCUCAACUGUGCACAGAGCAAGUGGCGCGGAGGAGCCGAGUAUUACGCCGGCAUGAACAUCACCUACCACGGCAUCGAAGCCCAUGACUCCCCAACAUUUGACAUGAGUGUCAACUUCUAUCCUGCUGCUGAGUUUAUCCACAAAGCCCUCACAAGUGGAGGUAAGGUGCUUGUCCACUGCACUGUGGGCGUGAGCCGCUCAGCCACGCUGGUGCUGGCCUACUUGAUGAUCAGACAAAACCUUACGCUGGUGGAGGCCAUUAAGACGGUGAAAGACCACCGUGGCGUCAUCCCCAACCGAGGCUUCCUCCGCCAGCUCAACGGCCUGGACGGCAUCCUGAGAGAGAGCCGCAAGACGUCGCCACAGAGCUGAAAACACCCUCAACACACACUAAGCCUGAGGUAGCAGCCAGGUACACUGAGGGAGGUAAAGCAUGACACUGCAGCUCUGCAGGGUCGGACUGAUACCAGUAUCUUCACAUUCAGUUUAUUGUAUCUGUUGAACCCUUGAGCCUCUAAAACAGCAGUAAAGCGGUGAAGACCUGUAUUCUUUAAGAUAAGAAGGGUACAGUGUCUGUGAUGUUGGUGCAAAUUCUAUACUCAUUAAGAAUUGAACAGUAAUUUGCAACAAAUACCAAAGUAACUCGGUCUCGAUCACACAACUGAUUUCAGUGCUAAAUCCAAAUUUGUAGCAAGCCCUCUUGGCAGUGCUCAAGGCAACACAGAGAAAAAGGAGAAACUGUAUCCCAGAAUAUCUGGUUCUUUGAUACAAAGGCAAAUGUACAGGCUUGUGUACAUUGCUACGAACCAACCAAUCACUGAGCGUAAUGUUCAGUCACAUGCUACUAGCAGUGGAUGGAGGCUAAACGUGGUUUAGGUGUUGAGAAAACUGAUAACUACAGUUCAAAACACAUCAAUGAAACAAUGACAGACUCACCCUCAUACACAUUGAUGAGCUGUAAAGCAGCCUAAAAGUUUAGAAACAUCCAGUUUAGAUGAUAUUUACCUUCAUAUCAUGUUUCCUGUAUGAGUUUCAAGCCCUAAAUUAUUUUUAAUCAAACUUCAGACCAUUCCAGUGAAACUUAUGAAGACAUGAAACCUAUUUUUAUUGCUGCUGCACAAGUUGGAAAAUGUUUCAGAUCUCUGCACUAGUAUGCAAAUCUUGAAGUGAUGGGAUUUAUUAGAAAUAGAUCAAAUGAUGACUUCUAAUACAUAGAUUAUUUAAAAUUAUUCUCAUUUAAUAAAGUUUGAACUGCCUCCUGAUGUCAUCAGGUAAGUCUUGAAAAUUAGUUUGUUGGUCGGGGCAGCAGCUGUGCAAGGUGAAAGCAAAAAGUUCUGAGACUGUGGCUGACUCCAGGUCACUGGACAAUAGAAGAGCUGCAAACUCCAGACCAAGGAUGGAGCAUCAGGUCAGGAGCACCAGGAGCAUGAUCGCUGUAAAUUCAUCUGUCAUGGUUGGACUGUCAGAGUUCUACUGUAACAUCUUUAGAGGUCUGAAGGGGAACAUUCGGUGCAAAUAACCUGAACUGUGAUGUGGUGCCAGAUGCACCAUGUUGUCAGUCACAGUGCAUUAAGUCCAAAUGUGUUUUGUGGCCACAGCAUCACCAUAGAUGUUCUCCACCUGCCCGACUGUCCAGAUCAGGCUCCCUGCAAAUUCUUCCUGUUCCCCAAAAUGAAAUUCAGCAUCAUGCUGUAUGAAUACAGUUUAGGAGAUGGAGAGCGUAUCACAGAUUGUCCUUGACAUGUUUACAAGUGCUGCAGGAGCACUGGGAGCAGCCUAUUACUGCACCAGUAAAGUAACUUGAAAUAAAUGGAUUUUGAAUGUUAGAGGCACAGUCUCAGAACUUUUUGAUUGCACUUCAUAAUGAUGACUGCCAUUUUUUAUUAAUCUAAUGAUCAGUGUUGCAAAACUUCUAACCCUGCUGCUCUUGUUUUCUUAUUUAAUGGGGAUCAGUUCUAGCAUUCCUAUCUGCCAGCCUGGAUUUUCUAUGUCAAAACUGAUGGACUAAAAUGGGUCAGGGUUCUGAUCCGUGGGCGUCAUGCCUGCCCUGGACCAAAAAUGGUCCUGACUGUUUUUUCUAAUGAAUAUGUAGGUUAAAUCCAUGAUAUCUACCCUCAGAAAGAGUAUUUCUCAGUGAUUCUUCCCCGUAGCUUCGGUCAUUGCAGGUCUUCCCUCAACUUUUUUACAUUCAUUAAGUGCCCUGAACAACUCAUUCUCUAGUUGUAGCCCAGGUCCAAACCAGCACAGUUAUGUAGCCUAUAGUAUUGUCACAGUCCGUAUACAAUUACUAUCUGUUUGUGAAUAGCAACAUGCAGUAUACAGUACAAUUUUUGCUUUCAAUUGGGUGUUGAAUUAGUUCAAUGUGUUGUUUCAAUCCAGUGUAUUUCAAACGCUCCUUUUGUAUUAGACGUGUACUAAUCUAAAACUCACACAUCUAUUCAACAUCUUCCAGUCUGGUGAACCACUUCACCGUUACAGUGACUGUUUGCUGUCCAGAGUAGUCGUACUCUAAGUGAUAAUUUAAUAUGCCAGCACAACAAGUGUUUAGAGUAGACGUGCAGUGGGAGAGAAUACCACAAAUGUGCCAUUGCAAAAGCUACCAACUGCCUGGAUGACAGGAGAGUGCACACAUACAGUGUUCAGUGCAAGUCAUGCAAAGUCUGCUCUUUUGUCUCAGUGUUAAAAGUGAGGCUUCUGUUCUCAUGCUAGUGAAAAACAGUAGAAGAUCCAAUGCUGAAAUUUAAACCAGCUUUUCAAAUACCCUCCUGAGUGUUAUUAUAAUGAUUACCUCAAGUAUCAUGUUUGAAAUACACUUUUUGUGACUUGUGGUUUUUGUCUGUGUUGUUUUAACACCACCGUGAUGAUGGGAAGGAAUGCAGCAAAAUGUAGAUAAAAAUAUGCCUCUGUACAGCCAGUUGAAAUGUAAAGGUUCGGUUUGAAAUUCUUGGGAAGACAUUUAUUUUGUUUCCUUAAAAGAGCUGAAUGAAACGAUUGGUGCCACUCUAGUGUUUAAGUGUGGAGCUGGAGUUAGGAGUCAAUUAGCUUAGGUUAGCAUAAAGACUGAGAGCAGGAGGAUAGAAGCAGCUAGCCAGCCUCUGUCCAAAAAAUAAACAAAAAAGUCACAAACAAAAUAGGCAAUACACUAAAUAAAGAGAUAAAAAUGAAAAACACGCCACAAGUUAAUAAAAAUUCCAUCCUUCCAUCCUACACCGCUUAAUCCUCAUUAGCGUUGGUAGGCUAGUCAUGAAUUAAAAACAUGAAAAUCAUAAAUGAAAAACAAACAAAAUAAUCAAAUUAAAACAAAACGCCACAAGUGAAAAUCAAAUCAGUCUUUGCUAUACUAAGCUAAGCUAAAUGCCCCCUGGCUCCAUCAUCGCACAGACAUUAGAGUGGCAUUGAUCGUCUCAUCUGAUUCUCAAAUGCAAGUAAGUGGACUUCACAAAAUAUCAAACUAAUAUUUUAUAGUGUGUUUUGCAUUGGGGCCUUGGAAAGCAAGGCAGAGCAGCAAACGAUCUGGACACAGCUAGUUUAAGGGACAUUUGGUUUGCAUUGUGUGAUAAAUAAAUACCUAUUUGCAUCAUAGCUGGCUAAUUGGGGAGCAACAGUCGAUCAGCCCCAAUGAGCCACAUCUGACUCCUGCAUCCUUAUACCACAGACUGUAUGUAAAGAUCCAUGACACCACAGUCCUCACAGGCAAGCGUUGCCAUUCUGGUGCUGUUAGUUAUGGCUAAUGAGACCAAACUCCUGUCUUCUAAAUGAAUAGACAGAGGGUCAUAACUGUAAAAACCACCAGUCUAAUCUGAUUUAAAAAAAAAAAAAAGCACUGUGCAACAACAUGACUGGCUGGAGGUUUCCUGGUUUGGGCUGUUAAAAGCAGAUGAUUGGCCUUUUGGGGGUAGGAGUUGGAAAUGUGUAACACAAUCACCAUCUCUGAUGUUACAGAAAUCUCCCAAAAAUUUCUUCUCUUAACUUGUUCGUAUGGAAGGGGCAGGAGCGAUACUGCAACCAGCCACCAGGGGGAAUAGGGGUAUUUUGGCUUCUUAUCUGAGCUGUCACUUCAUCUAUCUUUACAUACAGUCAGUGUAUUAUAAAAAAAAAAAAAAAUCAAAUCAGCACAUUUUGUGUAAUAUUUAAGUCGAGGUAUGAAGUUACUCCCAAAGUCCAGAAUCAGCCUGUCAGAAAUCCUCUCUUGCCACAUUUUGUGUAGGAAAACGGAGUAACAUAUCAUGAUGUCCAGCAGAAUCUGCCUUUCUUAAGAAGCUUUCCUCAAUCUACUCAGUUAAAACACACAGGAGGCACUUCAAAAAAUAAAACACUAUCCGCGGUCAGCGCCUGUCUAACCAUUACGAUCUCUACCUUUGCUGUAUUGGAUCUGUGGGUUUUGUAUUCGUAGUUUUAUUGUGUCGUGGUGGUUGUCGGUCUCAGUUACCUGUUUAUAUUCUCGUUACCUGAUUGUUUUCUUACAGAGAACUUUCUAUAGGAGAACUUGAAUUCUUUUGAUUUAUUUUUGUAUCACUCUCUUUGAGGUUCACUGGAGGAGAAACUGGAAAAGGAGAUGUUGAUGCCUUAAUCUGUGUACUUCGAGUUGGUUUUUAGACUUUUGUUUCUAUCUUUUUAUUGUGAAUAAUACUGAGCAUUGAUUACUUUGUUUUGAUAACUUCUGUACUUAAUUGGAAAUAAAAAGAAAAAUGUCUCUCA